UGAAAAUGGACGACACAGAGGGUAACUCCUCGAUGGAUUCCAUUCGAAAUGGUCAAUCAAGUCCACUUCCACAGGUCACUCCACGCUUACCACAAAUCCCGAUGAUGAUGCGUGAGACACCACUUUCCACAAAACGUGAGCGCCAAGCAAUUACUCCACGUUUCCGUCGUCCAGCUCCGAAAAUGAUAAAAACUAUGCCACCAACAAGAAGCAUUUGGUCUGUUCGGAAGGAGUCGGUCCCACUUUUGGUCACUCCGCAGGGACCAAAACCACUGGAAUCGCCAAAGUACGAUCAUACAAAUGCUCAAUCAUUCUUUGAACAAGUAUUUCAAAUCGAUGAAAUCAUUGGAAGAGGCUCGUUCGGAGAAGUAUUCGCAGCCAGAUGCCGUGAGGAUUCCCAAUUGUAUGCUGUCAAAGUAUCGUUAGCUCCGAUCCGGCAACAUUCAAUUUCCAAGUACCGAGAAGCUGAGAGCCAUAUGAUCAUUCCACCGCAUAAGAAUCUUGUCAAGUUCUACAGAGCCUGGGAGGAAACUGGUCGAUUGUAUAUUCAAACAGAACUUUGCGAUCAAAGUCUUUUGAAAUAUUGUACAGAGAAACAUGCACUACCGGAGGACGAAAUUUGGAAUAUUUUCGUAGAUUUGCUCCAAGCUGUUCAUCAUUUGCACUCGAACGACAUGAUUCAUGAUGAUAUUAAACCGGAAAACAUUUUUCUUACAAAGGACAUGAUAUGCAAACUCGGAGAUUUUGGUUUGGUUAUUAACCUUAAAAAUCCAAAUGAUGUGAAAUCAGCGGAAGAAGGUGACUCGAAAUAUCUUGCUCCAGAAGUUUUGAACGGCCGUCCCACGAAAUCAUCAGACAUUUUCAGUCUAGGAAUGACAAUUCUUGAGGCUACUACUGAUCUUGACGUUCCAUCAAAUGGAGAUUCGUGGCAUCAAAUCAGAAAUGGACAGAUUCCUGAUAGAUUCUUCGCUGGAAUUUCUACAGAUCUUCGCAGUUUAAUUGCCUUGAUGCUUGACUCUGAUCCGAGGAUUCGUCCAACAAGUCGAGAUUUGCUUGAUCAUCCGGUAAUCAAGAAGAAGCUCAUGAAGCGUGGAACCUAUGUAAAAUGCAUUUCAAUUCUUAACGGCUUUUUCUACGCCUUCAGUGCUGUUCUUGUCUGGGUAAUGGCUUUCUUCUCGGUGCUCUUUCAUCCUAUUGUUCGCUUCCAUGCUGCAAUUAAAGACCGGCAAUCGGAAAUUUGUGCGCAAUUUGUCAAUAAUCAGCAGCACACUCCCAUCCAAACUCCAGAGACUUCUAAAGUUUAUUUGGAAUCUCUUACUGGAGUGGCUGUUCGCCAAGCAUCUCAAAUUGUGUCUCCUUUCGAUUUUUCCGAUGAUGAGAAUCCACCAAACGCGCAACGCCGUUUGUUCACUGGUGCAGUGCCGUGUCGCUUGAACUUUGAUAACGAUCAAGAUGACGAUGAGGAACAGGCGACUUGCUCAUCAUCAAACUCUUCAGCUAUUGAGCCCCAAUUGGAUGAACCGGAGAGUCCGCCGAGAAUGAACGAUGUUAUUGAUAAACUUGGAAAACGAGGAACUCCAAGAUCAGCUCGUCGUAAUCUCACUUUCAACCGUCAUCGUCAAGUAGCCGCGUCAGUUGCACCGAAAUCGUCGCUAAAUCAUUAUAAUCAUCACACUGGAUCUGGAGAUGGAUUUAGUAAUAACUCUCUAAUUCCAAUUAGUGAUCAAGAACGAACGGAAAAAUAUCUCCGAAUGCGACUCACCGAGCAACAGUUAGAUUGGGCAGAUCAGAAUAAUGUGAUCGACGAGGCUCCACCACCAAUGUCUUGUCCGCCAAGAAUCCGAAGAAGCAUUCGUGAUCUACCGAGAAUGCCUGUUCUCAACUUUAACGUUCUCGACGAGCCAUCGAAUAAACCGACUGUUGAUCAUCAUACGAUUUUGGAGCAAUCGGAAUCGCCACGUAGAAGAUUAAAUAGAGGGGCUAAGCCUGUGCCUCGUAAUAGAAUGAUGUCAUUUGGAUCAUCAGGCGACGAGGUUUAAUAAUGCACAAAAAUCAGAAAAAUUGUUGAAUAUUUAUUUUUUGCAUUUAUUAGCAUCUCGUACUUUUCUUACUUUUUCUCAUCCCAUCAUCACUUCCCCUAGGUUUUAUGCCUGUUUACAGUAGUCCUUCUCACUAGUUAUUGAUUGAUUUCUUUUCCCCCUUGACGACCAUCUCUUCACAAAUGUGUCAUUACUCGAAUUUUAUUUACUAUUUCUUCUGGGUGCUUAUUUUCUGGUAUUUUUGUACGUCUUUUUGUAAAAUCUUUCCCCCUCUCGACCAUAUCGCACUACCAUUAUCACACAGACACACAACUUGUCAUUAUGUCCUUCUUUUCUGAAAUUGAAGAUAAAACGUAUUUUAUCUG
Molecule: messenger RNA, 2404 nt
Organism: Caenorhabditis elegans
Lineage: Eukaryota; Metazoa; Nematoda; Chromadorea; Rhabditida; Rhabditidae
Gene: wee-1.3
Product: Membrane-associated tyrosine- and threonine-specific cdc2-inhibitory kinase wee-1.3
Exons: 7
Coding region: 6-2039 (677 amino acids)
Biological process (GO): negative regulation of cell cycle
Cellular component (GO): cytoplasm; Golgi membrane
Molecular function (GO): protein serine/threonine kinase activity; ATP binding; protein serine kinase activity
Source: RefSeq, marked reviewed